AUGGAUACUCCUUUUAUUCAAUAUGUUAAGAAGGUGUUUGACUCUUGGACUGCCCUUCGCAUCGCCGACCAACAAUCUACUGCAGGACGAAAUACAAAGGCACAUAUUCAAGCCCUUAUUCCCUUUAUAAAUCAGAACUUGAAUAAACAAACUGAUCAAUUUGAAUUAGCUGGAUGGUUGGAGGACUACCUCUCUGAGAACCUAAAUUUAGAAUUGGAAGAUGACAGCCAAGAUACUGUCGCCGGACUCAUCAUGGAAGCCUAUGCCCUACAUCAGGCCGGAAAGAAUAGGGAAAUCCUAGAGAUGAUCAGCAAAAUCCCCACUGGUUGCGAUCUCUCCCAAUGUCAAUCUCAAGAAGUCAACUGCGAAGUUGACGAUGGCGAUAUUUCUGAAGAAGACGAUGGUACUGCAGAUGAAGACGAUCUUUCUGAUGACAAUUAG
This is a messenger RNA of Rodentolepis nana, 441 nucleotides long. NCBI's taxonomy places the organism in Eukaryota, Metazoa, Platyhelminthes, Cestoda, Cyclophyllidea, Hymenolepididae. The record is from the annotation of a GenBank genome assembly.